AUGGCCGUUGUGCUGUUGUCUCGACAAGCAAAGAUAAGACAUGUUCUCCCAUCCGUCAUAAUGAGAGCAGGGACCUCCAAAGGACUCUUCAUCCAUCGCCACCAUCUUCCAGACCGAGAAGAAGACUGGAGUGCCAUCCUCCUAGCAGUUAUGGGAUCCUGUCCGAGACAAAUUGACGGUAUGGGAGGCGCAACUUCUACAACAUCCAAAGUGGCCGUCAUCUCAAAUUCAGCGCGCCCUGGAAUCGACGUCGAUUAUACGUUCAUACAAGUCGGAGUUGGCUCUGAAGCCGUAGAUCUCUCUGGCAAUUGUGGGAAUAUUCUCGCUGGUGUAGGACCUUUUGCUCUUGAUGAGGGACUGGUGAAGGCAAAGGUCGGUCAGACUGAGAUUAACAUCCAUAUUUUCAACACGAAUACAAAUCGCACGAUCGUCGAGACAAUACAAGUCGGAGAAGAUGGCAAAUUCGAAGAAGACGGCUACUUCAGUAUGGGAGGAGUCAAAGGCACAGCGUCAGAGAUCAAAGUCGCAUUCGUGGACCCAGCAGGAAGUAUGACAGGAAAACUCUUCCCGACAGGAAAGCGACAAGAACAACUCCUCGUUUCGAAUGCUCCAGAUAUGGAGCCAUUCUACGUUCAAGUCACCAUGUGUGAUGCCGCAAACCCGUUUGUAUUUGUCGAAUCCUCAUCCAUGCCUCAAAUCUGGCACGAUAUCGACCGGAACAGCGACAUCUCCUUUGAUCUCGUGGAAUCCAUCCGCUGCGCAGGUGCCGUGACAAUGGGCUUAGCAAAAGAUAUCUCAUCAGCUCAUCUCGUCAGAGGAAGUCCCAAAAUCGCCAUCCUUUCCCCAACUCUAACAGCAAUUUCAACAUCCUCAAACGAAGCGCUGAAACAUCCAGCUGACGUCUCGAUCAUAGCUUAUAGCAUGGGUCUCCCUCAUCCAAGUUUCCAACUCACAGGGGCAGUGUGUCUCAGUGCCGCGAUUGCAGUUCCGGGUACAGUGGCAAGUGAUCUUGCGAAGAAGAGAGAAUUGAUUGAUACACCGCCAGAGACUCCACUAGAAUCAUGGUGUGGAGAAGAGGUUGAUAUGUUGGUGAAGAAAAUGAAGAAGCAGGUGACGAUCGCGCAUGGAAGUGGAGAGAUGACGACGGAUGUAGAGAUUCUGGAAAAGGUGGAUGGGGAGGUGGUGGUUAAGAGUGUGAGUGUUUCGAGGACGGCAAGGAGGUUGAUGGUUGGGAACGUGCUAUUUGCUCUUUAG
Mollisia scopiformis is the source of this 1254-nucleotide messenger RNA. Its product is annotated as DUF453-domain-containing protein. Bases 1 to 1254 code for a protein of 417 amino acids. The transcript is spliced from 3 exons. NCBI's taxonomy places the organism in Eukaryota, Fungi, Ascomycota, Leotiomycetes, Helotiales, Mollisiaceae. The record is from RefSeq and is a predicted model, not a curated record.